AAUCUGCCAACGCCAUUUUUCAUAUAAACGAAAUUACCACGUCUCAUAAUGGAUAUCUUAAGAAUUUUUAAAAUGCAAGAACCAAUUUCAAAAGAUUUACUAUCGAAAAAGACUGAUAUUGGAAAAUACAAGGAAUUUGUUCAAGAAAAGGAUGUAAUUUUAAAAAAUCAAAAGGAAAAAAUAAAAGAUUUGGAGCAACAUAUAGGCGAACUGAAAGAAAGAAAUUUGGAACUGGAGUCGAUUAUAAAAACAAAUAAUAUUGAUAUUACCAAAGGCCAGUUUAAGAGCAGUACAAGUAAUGAAUUUCAAAGAACAAUGCAGGCAUAUGAAGAUUUUAUAAAAGAAAUAGUUCAUGAAAAAGAACAAUUGGAAGCUGAAAAUUAUACUUUUAAAAAUCAUAUUAACAAAUUAGAUGAGGCAUUUCAUACACUUAUACAGAAAUAUGAGACCGCUAAAGCUAUUAUACAAGGACUUAAAAGAAAUGAGGAUAUUUUAAUCAGGAGAAAUCAAGAACAUGAAAAUUUAGUCAAUAAAUUAAACAAAAAAUGUGACACCGGAAGCAAUAAAAAUACUAAAAAUUCGAAGACAUUUAAUAAAAUUGGUAAACCCCCUAAUGGGAAUUCUCAAAAUACUUAUUCGGAAAUAGGAACCAAAUGUACAAAAUAGUCCAAUAU
Molecule: messenger RNA, 674 nt
Organism: Brassicogethes aeneus
Lineage: Eukaryota; Metazoa; Arthropoda; Insecta; Coleoptera; Nitidulidae
Source: the annotation of a GenBank genome assembly